AUGUUUAGGAAGAAUAAGAUUGGUAUUAGUGGUUUAAUGGAAACUAAAUUACGUGGUAAUAAAAUUGGUGAGUUCAUGGAACAUAAAUUUCCUAAUUGGGACUAUUUUUCCAGCCCAAGCACAGAAGGAAGACUGUUAAUUGUUUGGUGGAAGGGGAUAGCUAAUUUGAGUAUCUUGGAAGACUCUCCUCAAUUGGUUCACUGCCAGGUUAAGUUGGUUGGCCACAUGCAUGUCUUCUAUACCACGUUUGUUUAUGGGUUCAAUUCAGUUGAUAAUAGGAGGAGCCUUUGGCGUGAUCUAACUCGAAUAUCUCUUUCUGUCAAAGCUUGGAUGGUUCUAAAGGAUUUUAAUGCCCCGUUUUCAGGUGGUGAUAGGUCUGGUGGUUGCCCUAUAACAAGUUUUGAAUUGGCUGAUCUUAUUGGGUGGAAAAUUGAUGCUAAAGUUGAAGCUAUUAAGAGCAUGGGUUCUUAUUUCACUUGGACAAACAAUCAAGAAGGAUUAGCAAGGAUCUAUUCCAAAAUUGAUCAUGCUCUUAUUAAUGAAGAGUGGCUGGACUUAUUCCCGCAUUGUUUGGCUGUGUAUCAAUGGGAGGGGGUGUCGGAUCAUUGCUCAUGUGUUGUUUCUAAUAUCCCUUUGGAGGCUAUGGGAUUUAAACUGUUCAAAUUUUAUAACUUUUGGUCCAGCCACCCUGACUUUAUUCAAUUGGUGUUGAAUAGUUGGAGAGCCCCUGUGAAUGCUUCUGGUUUGAGGGCAAUUUAUACCAGGCUAGUUCGUUUGAAGCAUCAUCUUAAGAAGCUUAAUAGGGACUGGUUUGGAGAUGUUGGAUCUGGCUACCAGUCGGCUCUAGAAGCUCUUCAAACUGCCCAACAUCAAGCUCAAGAGAAGCCUCAAGACUUUCGGUUGCAAGAGGUAGUCAAGGAGAGGGCAUCCGAAUUUCACUCUCAAGAGCAAAUUUAUCAUAGUUUCCUUGUCCAGAGAAGCAAGAUUAACUGGAUUAGGAAGGGUGAUGUGAACUCCUCUUUCUUUCAUGCCUUCUUGAAGAAGCGGAAAGCUGAGAAUUCCAUUGUCUCUUAUAUUAAUGAACAUGGGUUAUUGAUAGAUGAUUUCAAGGAGGUGGUAGGCCAUUUUGUUGAGCAUUUUAAGAAUCAUCUGGGCAGUUCAAGUUUGGCUACAGGAAUAGUAUAUCAGAGUUGUUUAGCUUUAGGCUCUAAGCUGUCAGUGAAGCAGCAACUCUAUCUAUUAAAACCUUUCUCUGCUAAGGAAAUAAGAGCUGCUUUGUUUAGUAUUCCUAGUACUAAAUUGCCUGGUCCCGAUGGCUAUGGUUCUGGUUUUUUCAAGUCUGUGGAAGGAUAUUGGUCAGGAUAUUUGCUCAGCAAUCAUUCAUGGCUUCUCUACAGGCCAAUUUCCUAA
Messenger RNA from Humulus lupulus (European hop), 1410 nucleotides. RefSeq lists its product as uncharacterized. NCBI's taxonomy places the organism in Eukaryota, Viridiplantae, Streptophyta, Magnoliopsida, Rosales, Cannabaceae. The record is from RefSeq and is a predicted model, not a curated record. The transcript has a single exon. The coding region runs from base 1 to 1410 and encodes 469 amino acids.